GGGUAAUUGAUGACGUCGAUGGCAACCAAGCAUUAUUAUGCAGGGACAAGAAAUAGCAACAAAUAAUCUCGAACGGUACACAGAAAGUCACUAUUUGACCAUUUUACUGACAUAUUGUACUAAAUAAACUAUCUGGAUAUAAAGUUAAAUAUAUAGUGGAUAUUAUUAACAUGUUACAAGGACAAUCGGAAUAACAUUUAAGUUUGAAUCCCAAUGGAAUUAUGACAACCCGAGUGAAACAAAUGCCUGUUCAACGGACUCGAUCGUUGACUGGAAAUCCGCCUGGAGAAAACAUUUAUUCUCACCAUACUAUAGACAAUCCUGCCUCUCACCAUUUACCGCCACUGACCAGUCAGACAGUGGGCGGUUCAUCGAUACAUCACGGAAACCAGGCUGGCGUGAAGGUCCAGCAAUUGUAUGAACAAGAAAAAAUCGAAAAUAAAAUCCAAAAUGGCGACCAUUCCUAUCAUGUUAGUCAGCAGUUGCCCUCUGUCAGGGCCACAUCUAGUGCAGGGAGCCAGGCUAGCAAAGGCAGCUCUGCAAAACGUACUGGUACAAUGACACCAGAGUCCGCUAUGAAACAGUAUAUGCAUAAACUCUCGUCUUUUGAACAUCAUGAGAUUUUUAAUUAUCCGCAUAUUUACUUUGUCGGAGCAAACGCAAAGAAACGACAGGGAGUCGUUGGUGGGCCAAGUAAUAACGGAUACGAUGAUGAAAAUGGAUCCUAUGUUCAUGUACCUCACGAUCAUAUAGGCUAUAGGUACGAAGUUCUCAAAGUGAUUGGGAAAGGAAGCUUUGGACAGGUUGUUAAGGCCUAUGAUCAUAAAACCCACUCGCAUAUUGCUCUCAAAAUGGUUCGCAAUGAAAAACGUUUUCAUAGGCAAGCCCAAGAAGAAAUUAGGAUUUUAGAACAUUUGAAAAAGCAAGAUAAAGACAAUACAAUGAACAUUAUCCAUGAAUAUGAACAUUUUACAUUCAGAAACCAUAUAUGUAUCACCUUUGAACUACUUAGCAUGAACUUAUACGAACUGAUCAAGAAAAAUAAGUUUCAGGGAUUCAGUCUGCAACUCGUGCGCAAAUUUGCUCAUUCUAUUUUGCAGUGUUUAGAUGCGCUGGCUAAAAACCGCAUAAUCCAUUGUGACUUGAAACCAGAAAAUAUCUUACUGAAACAACAGGGUAGGAGUGGUAUUAAAGUUAUAGACUUUGGCUCAAGUUGUUAUGAACACCAGAGAAUAUACACUUACAUCCAAUCUCGAUUCUACCGAGCUCCUGAGGUGAUUAUGGGCUCCAAGUAUGGAAUGCCCAUAGAUAUGUGGAGCUUAGGCUGUAUCCUGGCGGAAUUGCUCACUGGCUAUCCCUUGUUCCCUGGGGAGGAUGAAGGUGACCAGCUUGCCACUAUAAUAGAGGUUCAGGGAAUGCCACCCCAGAAGCUGUUAGAUAGCUCAAAACGUGCUCGCAACUUCAUAAGCUCCAAGGGUUACCCACGUUACUGCUCUGUUACUACACUGCCAGAUGGCAGCACUGUUCUCAAUGGGGGAAGAUCCAGACGUGGCAAGAUGCGUGGUCCACCAGGUUCCAAAGAUAUGAUAACAGCACUGAAGGGUGCAGAUGAUCCACUGUUCCUCGAUUUUAUGCGUCGCUGCUUAGAGUGGGACCCAGCCACUCGUAUGACCCCUAGUCAGGCUCUCCGACAUGCCUGGUUACGCCGUCGUCUCCCUAAACCCCCACCUAACGAGACUGCAGGUAACACUCGUCAACACUCUGCCAAGGGAAUAAUAACCAAGCUACCUAAUGGUAGUUCCAAAGGUGGUGAACUCAUCACAGAGAAAAUGAAACCAGACAUCAAUACUAGGACUAAAUUACCACAGAUAGGGUCGACUAUGUGAUGCAAAAGGAGACAUUGGGAACAAUGAGCAGUGUUAGUAUAAUCCUAGGACGAUUCUGAUUUAUACAAACGCCGUCCAUUCGACUAGAAGAUCUCAGAUAAAUUAACAUGGGAGAUUGUUGACAUCAAGUACAUGGAGGCAAUAUUCAAUAUUGUACAUUGCCAAAUAAUACCAAAGUGUACAGCCUGAAUUAUUAUCUACUUACAGACCUGUCUAAUGUAAUGUACAUUAGGCAUGGUACAUAUGGAGCUUUAUCACAGUUUUACUAUGGCAUCGUUCAAUUUGAACUCCCAAGUCAUUCAGAAGAUAAUCAUCAACAAAUAUAAUUUAGUACAUCUGGAGUAUGUAUUAUUAUUAGUAUUGCAAACCAAUAUGGGUCCAACAGAAACAUGCACGUGCAAGGUUUAUAAAUCAUAUGCAUAAUUUAUUCUUUCCCUUUGACAGAGAUUGCAUGUUUCAAUCUGCAUAAACCUCAGUUACAACAAUGAUACAUUUCCAAAAUGUAGACUGUUCUGUGUAUUACAUUUUUCUGUGUGUGAACAUUUGUGUUAUUUCAUUACCAUUAUUUGCAAGGUUUUUGCAUCGAUCAUAUUGCUGUGCAGCCAAGUGUUUAUAACUGCCAGAAUCUAUGUGACAGCUGUACUUAAACGUGACUAAAGUGUAUGUAUUCUAAUCAGCAUGGCUCAGUAGGUUACAGCUAGAGUAAUUGAACAAUUUGAUAAACCACAAGUUUUGUCUACUUGCCCUUUCUUUUAGUAUCAUUAGGACAAAGUUGGUCAUAAUUAUUGGUUAUUGGUAGAAGGUUUUAAGUUGUUACCCAGCUUCAUGAGGAAAUUGGUUUCCUGAUUAAGUAAUCACUUUAAGUUACUUAAGAUUUUGUUCCAGGAUGAAAGGGUUAAUAUUGGUCAGUUCAGAAAUAUUGGUUGUACUCAACUCUUGGUCAAGUAUAAGUCACUGCUAACGGCCAGUAUAUAAAUGAGACCAUUAUGGAAACAUUUGUUCAGCAAUAAUUUUCAUAUACAUUUGUAUUGAUACAAAAUCUUAUUGUAAUUUUUAUUUUGUUGAUUUUGUCAGAUAUUGAGUUUGAAGUUUUUCAAAUCGAAAUUAAUUGGGGCAGUCAGAGGGUUGGGGUUGUUUUAACGUUCGUGAUGAUGACUUCAUUUUUACUGUUCAUGUUAUAUUUAUGCAAUUUUAGUAAAUGGUAUUAUAAUAGAUUUAUAGUUGUAACACAAAUACUCUACAACUAAACCUAUUUUUACAUUAGGUUUCUCUGUUAUGUUCAUAAAUAUGAUAGAAAUGUCAAGGUUGAAGUUUUGUCUUUUUAUGUCAAUUUCAAAGGCAAACAUACCUCUGUGGGAAAUUGUAUUUUAUUUUAGUAUUAUAUUCAACUAGUUUUUCAAAUUCUGUAUAUUAGGAUAUUUCUUGACUAUUGAGAAAUAUUUUUACUUCGGUUAUCCGUGAACCUGUAAAAAUACUCAAAUCAAUAUUUGUCUGUGGUAUUGAAAUUGAAUUCCACGAACUUUAAUAGUUUCAUAAUUAAAUAAUGAUUACUUCUGUAGUAAAUUGAACAGGUAAAAUUGACUUAAUCGUUAGAAAUUUUGGUCUGUAAUUUGUGACUUGUGAAAUCAUUGUCCGUUAUUUGGAACUUAUCAGCCAAUAAGAUACAAUAUGCCUUUUCAUGUAUGAUUCCAAGAAAUGUCUCAAUUCUUCAUCAUUGACAUGGGCUAAUUAACCAAUUUCUUGUCCUGGACUAUGAGCUGUCAGUCAAUAAAAAGGUGUGAAUGUUUGUAAGUUAUUAUCACAGUUGUAUGAGUCGCAUUCCAAUGUUUACAAAUGCCAGAAAUAGCUGAUGUGAUUGCCUUGUUUGUACUAAUUAUCAGACUGAGAUACCAGUGAUGGCAUGCUAGAUUGGCCCCAUGAUCAGCAUUCACAUCUUUCAGAAAACUUUUCAAUUAAAUAAUAAAUAAUAAAUGUAUAUUUAUACUUCAUAUUGAGGAUACGGUACAGUUGUAAUAAGCCCGAUAGGUAAAUUGACUGUUAGCGUUUUCUUUCUGUUUGUUGGCAUUUUUUUUAAUAAUAUGAAAGUGUCACAUGUCAAAAUGAAAUAACAAAAAUCUUAAAAUCCUCUAGAGUGGAUUUGACCAAGGAGGCUUUUAAAAUCACCAAUUAGACUGCUUAACAGACAUUUAAUUUGUGGGGCUUAUGAUGUGUUCUAAAUGUACAGGUAUAACACAAUCAACAUACUGUGGUCAUGGACCUCUAUCACCAUGGUGUGGUCUACUGUUGUAUGAUAAUUGUGUAUUUUAUGUAAAAAAUGUUUCUUGUGGACAAUUAUAUCAUGAUUAGAGUUUCUACGUAUUAUUUUGUAAUUGUCAACCAGUAACGUCUGAUGUAUUUCUUUGAUACAAAACUGCACAAAAUGUAAAAAUGUAUAAAAUGAAAAUAUUUAAUGAUGAAACUUGUGAAUAAUACAUAUUAUAUAAAAAAAUAGAUUUCUGAUGUUGAAUAAUGGCUCCCAGAUGCUGUGGCGAUUAAAUCUUUGCAGGGGGAGUAGCACAUUAACGUAAUGGCCAUUUUGGAGGGGAUUUUUGUAGAAAUGAAUGAAUGAAUGGUAUCUAUAACAGUCCAUUUUUAAAGAGACAUUCCAAGUUAAAUUUUUCCUUCAAAUAGUUUUAUAUUUGAUUAUGUUCGGUUCAGUGUUUUCCUAAUGUACCCACCACAAUCUGACUAUUUUCUCGUGAUAACUGUGGACUUGAUAUUAGAUCAGAUGGAACCUAACCAAGAAAAUUGAAUUUUUGAUCCAUUGAUCCAAUACAAGAAGGCUAAUAGCAUGGUAUCAUGCAUGUUAUUUUCUCCAGAGGGGUUCCCUGCUAGAUGAAUAAUGUAUGGCCUAUACACAUGUUAUAUUAGUUCAUUGAUCCUACUUACUGAGGUCUUAGAUCAAUACAGCUCCAUCAUUCUUGG
Owenia fusiformis is the source of this 4850-nucleotide messenger RNA. NCBI's taxonomy places the organism in Eukaryota, Metazoa, Annelida, Polychaeta, Sabellida, Oweniidae. The record is from the annotation of a GenBank genome assembly.